AACAUCUCUUUCUCUCUCUCCAGGAAUUGAGGAUUAAAUUCAGGGAUUGCUCGAAUUCGCUCUGUGAAAUCAGAUACAACAAUAUGUUACUCCGAAAACUAUAAUACCGAAAUUGUGGAAUCUCAUAGAAACCUGUUAGAUGCAUCGGUGUGUUCAACGAGAUCUUUCAACGCAUCACCAAGCUCUUCAAACUCGUAUAUGAAUGUACGCACUCUUUUUUCAAAAGCCGGUGCAAAGAGUAGAGUCGAGCAAGAUGAUGAUUUGGAGGAUGCUUUUUUCGAACUCGAAGCUCCACUUGGUGCAGUCCGAAAAGCUGCUUCUGCAGAUGACGUAGAUGAUUCAAUGUCUGAAUCAGAUCUGUACGAGGGUGAGAGUGUCACUACUGAGGGUGAUGCUGAAAAGAAAAGUUUUCCCAAAACUAAUCCUCAUUCAGCAUUCACAAAGGCUGUACUGGGUGCUCCGAUUGUAUCGGUGGUCAAGGUUUUGGAUCAAUGGGUCAAAGAAGGAAACGAGCUGACUAAACCAGAAGUGUCUUCAACCAUGGUUAAUCUUCGGAAGCGGCGAAUGUUCGUCAAGGCCUUGAAGGUGUGUUACAUGCUUUUCUUGCAAUCAGUUGUUACUUCUGUACAAGAGAAGCGACAACAAGAAAAUUUCUGACGUUUUGUCGUUG
Molecule: messenger RNA, 670 nt
Organism: Erythranthe guttata (spotted monkey flower)
Lineage: Eukaryota; Viridiplantae; Streptophyta; Magnoliopsida; Lamiales; Phrymaceae
Source: RefSeq, a predicted model, not a curated record